UAAGAAAAUAGUGCGGAAGUUUAUCUGCACCUGCACAAUGGGUGGCGUUACCGCGUGUGUUAUCUUCAUGCUCACGUGGACGCAGUGUUAAAAGAAAGGUAAUAUGGAGUCAGUGUCAGCCUUCUCGGUAUAUGCAGGAAAACGUAAGAACACGGAACAGUUGGUGAGCGGAAAGAUAAAGAAACGGAACUUGCAGAAAGUUUCCAAUAAAAAGAGCAGAAAACAGAAAGAUGUUAAACAAACGGACAACGCGAACCAACAGAUGCAACGUAAAGAUAAAAAGAUAAAAUCCACAAGAAAAUUGAAUGAUGUCAAUAAAGCAAAAUCAAACAAGAUAAAUAACAUUCGAAAUACGCAUAGAAAAUUGAAAUUAAAAGCAAUAAAGGAACGGAAAAAGAAAAAUAAAAAGAAUAAUUCUGUCAAAAGAGAACCUAUUCAGACUGACAAGAUAUUGACAAGGGAUAUUGAAAUAGGAAACAGUGACAACGAUUCAAGUGAUACAAAUUGUACAAGUCCUUUAGGUAAUGCAAGUAAUGAAAUAAAUGAAAAAUAUGACGAUGAUCAAAAUCUUAAUGAAUUAAAAGCAACAAAGGAACGGAGAAAGAAAAGUAGAAAGAAUUCUGUCAAAAGAGAAGCUACUCAGAUUAACAAGAUAUUGACAAAGGAUGUUGAAAUGGGAAACGGUGAGAGCGAUUUAAAUGAUACAAAUUGUACGAGUUCUUUAAACAAUGAGAUAAAUGAAGAAGAUGAUGAUGAUCACAAUCCUAUUGAAUUCAGUCGACAUUUAUUCCAGUGGUUGUUGCAGCCUAUAAAUAUAGAAACCUUCUUCAAAAAAAAUUGGGAAAAGACUCCGUUGUACGUGAAAAGGGAUAUGCCUAAUUUUUAUAAGCACCUUGUAUCGACGCCUUUAUUGGACCAAGUGUUGAGAAAGAAUCAUAUUUUAUUCACCAAAAAUAUUGACAUAACAUCCUACUCUGAUGGAGUGAGAGAGACUCACAACCCUCCCGGUCGCGCUUUGCCGAGCGUUGUUUGGGACUAUUAUCAGAAUAAGUGCUCCAUAAGGAUGUUAAAUCCUCAAACAUUUAUACCCGCGAUACACGCGAUGAAUGCUACCCUCCAAGAAUUCUUCGGCUGUUUCGUUGGCGCCAAUUUAUAUCUCACACCACCUAAUAGCCAAGGUUUCGCGCCUCAUUACGACGACGUAGAAGCAUUUAUAUUCCAAAUCGAGGGUCAAAAGAGGUGGAGGCUGUACAAGCCACUUAAUGAGAACGAAUUUUUACCGAGGUACUCUUCUAAGAACUUUGAUCAGUCGGAGAUCGGAGAGCCUAUACUGGACACAAUUGUCAAAGCUGGGGAUUUGUUGUAUCUACCGCGGGGAACCAUCCACCAAGGAAUGACUCUCGAAGAUACUCACAGCUUGCACAUCACGUUAAGUGUGUAUCAAAAAAACAGUUGGGUCGACUUGCUUGAGAAAGCGCUUCCACAGGCUCUGCAGCGAGCUGCCGAAAACGAUAGCCGUUUUCGUCAGGGGCUGCCCCUGAAUUAUUUGAAAUACGUCGGCACUGGGUGUAACACGAAUGACCGAAAGGAUGUUUUUAAGAACAAUAUUAAGAAUUUGAUUGGUCUACUGCUCGAACAUAUUGAUGUUGAUAACGCGGCCGAUUUGAUGGCCAAAGACCACAUCCACGAUUUUCUACCUCCUUUUCUGAUGAAGAAGGAACGGAAGUGUACAGUGGCGGAAGACGGUGAGAUUAUGACCAACGACGGGGUCGUCAAGAACUGCGCGGAAAUACUGCCUGAGACAAGGAUACGUUUGUUAAGAUUGCAUUGCAUGAGGUUAAUAAAAGAAGAUACAUAUAGGAUAUAUUAUUCCACCGAAAAUUCGAAAGAAUAUCACGAAUAUGAGCCGCAGUUUUUGGAAGUUGACGAAAAAUAUGUGCCCGGAAUUAAGAAAAUGAUAAUAACCUACCCUAAUUUUAUAUCUGUGAAGGAACUGCCAAUAGAAGAUGACGAAGAGAAGAUCCAAAUAGUGAAGGAUCUCUGGGAAAAGGGUUUAAUCUUAACGGAGGAGCCUCUGUGUUGACCUACAAAUUAAUUUUGUUAAGAAGAAUAAAUAAGCCAAAAGCCAGAACUAUACGAAGCUGUUCAUACAAAUGUCUGCAAUAUAUGUUACAUAGGUAAUUUAUUUGCUCCGAAAAUAAAGUUUUGAUUCAGCAUUCGCACGAAA
Molecule: messenger RNA, 2227 nt
Organism: Temnothorax curvispinosus
Lineage: Eukaryota; Metazoa; Arthropoda; Insecta; Hymenoptera; Formicidae
Product: ribosomal oxygenase 1-like
Exons: 7
Coding region: 104-2083 (659 amino acids)
Cellular component (GO): nucleolus
Molecular function (GO): histone H3K4 demethylase activity; histone H3K36 demethylase activity
Source: RefSeq, a predicted model, not a curated record